AAGUCGCACAUACAUAACCAUUAAAGAGUGUUUUUUUAGAAAGGUUUUUUAAGUUGAACUUGGAGAUCAUCUGAUCAGAAAAGAGAAGAAGAGAUGGUCAAGAAAGCGAAAUGGCUGAAGAACGUUAAGAAGGCUCUUAGCCAAGAUUUAAAGAAACUGAAACAUAAAUCGGUUGAGUAUCAGAAUAGUGAGAUCUCUUAUCCUGUAUUAGUAGCUUCAUCCAGAAGUUCUCCUCCUCAGUUUGAGGUCAGAGUUGAUAAGGUCAAACAUAAGAAGAAUCUCUUCCCUCCUCCUCCUCCUCCUCCUCUAGAAGAAGAAGAAGAAGAUGUUCUUGUAGAUUCACCUCCAUCUUCUCCUGAGUUUGUUCCUCCAGCAGCUAAACCUUGUAGGUUUGCAGGAAAGUCAAAGGAAGAAGCAGCUGCCCUCUUAAUCCAGUCUACAUUCAGGGGUCAUUUGGCAAGAAGAGAGACACAGGGGAUGAGAAGGUUGGCUAGACUUAAGUUAUUGAUGGAAGGAUCGGUUGUACAACGGCAAGCUGCGCAUACACUUAAAUGUAUGCAGACUCUGACACGUGUACAGUCACAGAUCCGGUCUAGGAGAAUCAGGAUGUCAGAAGAGAAUCAAGCUCGACAUAAGCAACUUCUUCAGAAACAUGCCAAAGAGCUAGGAACCUCGAAGAGUGGAGGUAAUUGGAACGACAGCAAUCAGUCCAAGGAGAAAAUCGAAGCAGGUUUGUUGAGUAAGUACGAGGCGACAAUGAGAAGAGAAAGGGCAUUAGCUUAUGCAUUCACACAUCAGCAAAACUUGAAGAGCAACAUGAGAUCUGGAAACACAAUGUUCAUGGAUCCUAGCAACCCGACUUGGGGUUGGAGCUGGUUAGAAAGGUGGAUGGCUGACAAGCCAUGGGAGAGCUCAGAGAAAGAACAAAACAAGAACGAAAAGUCGUCGGUUAAGACCUCGACCAACCGUAACUCACAUGGAGUAGAAACAACAAUUUCAAACCGUAAAAAACUCAAUAGCUCGACUCAAUCCAAUAUCUCAUCAUCAUCAUCAUCAUCAUCGACCACAAGAAACCCGAGAAAGAGCAAGCCAAACCAACCGCCCAUAAAAUCAAAGACCACUGAUGAAAUCACCAAGAGCUCGGAGAAGAACCGUAGGCACAACGUUGCAAGUUCAUCGGUUAGUGAUGACGAGGGCUUAGCUAGCUCAACGGCUAGACGUCGCAACAUGGUUCCCACAAAACCAACACGAGGCAAGCUCAAGGGUCAGAGCUCAUCAUCAGGCGUUGUCGCUGCUGUUAUCACCACCACGGCAACUACAGAGGAAACUAGUUGUGUUUUACGUGAGAAAGCACCGAUAAAGAAACGGACUUCUGUUGCACCCAAACCUAAACGAUCCUCAGCCCCGCCCAAGGUUGAAAGCAGCGUUCUAAAGACGGUGAGAACGCCGUGUGACUAA
Molecule: messenger RNA, 1458 nt
Organism: Raphanus sativus (radish)
Lineage: Eukaryota; Viridiplantae; Streptophyta; Magnoliopsida; Brassicales; Brassicaceae
Product: protein IQ-DOMAIN 1
Molecular function (GO): protein binding
Source: RefSeq, a predicted model, not a curated record